UAAAUAUACAAAUCCUCCACAAACCUCACAAAUCAUUUCUUUCCCAUACGACAAUGGCAGAAAAACCCAUAAUCAAUCUUUUUUGUUUGUCUGUCCUUUUCUUGAAUCUCUCCUUAUCUUGUUGUGCUGCUCAAUCAGAUGAUUCAGUUUACGCUUCAUUUCUUAAAUGUUUGCAGAACAAUACAACCCCACAAGACCAAAUCUCAUCCAUUGUCUUCACCAAGACAAACGCAUCAUACUCAUCUGUUCUUCGUGCAUACAUCAGAAAUGCACGAAUGAACAGGACUGCAACUCCAAAGCCAACGAUCAUCGUAACUCCGAAACAGAUAUCCCACGUUCAAGCCGCGGUUAUCUGCGCGAAAAAAAUUGGUUACCAGCUUAAAAUUCGAAGCGGCGGCCAUGAUUACGAAGGGAUUUCAUAUGUUUCAGAGGUUCCUUUCUUUGUUCUUGACUUGUUCAAUCUUCGAUCUGUUCAAGUCGACAUGAAAACCGAGUCUGCCUGGAUUCAAUCCGGCGCUACACUCGGUGAGGUUUAUUAUGAAAUAUGGAAAAACAGUAAGUUGCAUGGUUUUCCGGCCGGUGUUUGCCCUACUGUGGGCGUUGGUGGGCACUUGAGCGGCGGUGGGUACGGAAAUAUGCUUAGGAAAUACGGGUUGGCUGUUGAUAACACUGUUGAUGCUCAAAUUGUUGAUGUUAAUGGAAAGCUUUUGGAUAGGAAAGCAAUGGGUGAGGAUUUAUUUUGGGCCAUUAAUGGCGGCGGUGGCGGUAGUUUCGGUGUCGUAAUUUCUUACAAGAUAAAACUCGUUCCUGUUCCUGAAACAGUUACUAUUUUCAGAACAGAAUAUUACAUUGAAGAUAAUGCCACUGAAAUUACUGCUAAAUGGCAGUUAGUUGCUCCGAAAAUAGAUAACGGUCUUUUUAUGAGGAUAUUAGUGCAGCCAGUAACAAGAAAUAAGAAAAAGACCGUUAGAGUUUCUAUUGUGAGUUUAUAUUUAGGCAAUUCUGAUACUCUCGUGAGUCUAUUAGGUAAACAAUUUCCUGAAAUGGGAUUAAAGAAGCAGAAUUGUACAGAAAUGAGUUGGGUUCAGUCUGUACUUUGGUGGGCUAAUUUCGACAUGGGAACAUCACCGGAUGUUUUGCUCGACAGGAAUUUGGAUUCGGCCAAUUUCUUGAAAAGAAAAUCAGAUUAUGUCCAAAAACCAAUUAAUCAAAACGGAAUAUCUUUAAUUUUCAAGAAAAUGAUGGAACUGGGUAAGAUCGGAUUAGUUUUCAACCCGUACGGUGGAAGAAUGGACGAAAUUGCGUCCACGGCGGUUCCAUUCCCUCACCGUGCCGGAAACCUAUUCAAGAUUCAGUACUCCAUCAACUGGAACGAGCCCGGAGCUGAUCUCGAGACAGAAUAUUUGUCUCAGGCGAGGAAAUUAUACAGUUUCAUGACUCCUUAUGUGUCCAAAAAUCCACGAGGCUCGUUCUUGAAUUACAGAGAUCUUGAUAUUGGUGUUGCUGACGCUAAAUAUAGCUAUGAACAGAGUAGCAUUUACGGUCGGAAGUAUUUUGGUGCAAAUUUUGAUAGAUUGGUGAAAGUGAAGAGUGUUGUUGAUCCUGAUAAUUUCUUCAGAAAUGAACAGAGUAUUCCUGUUCUUUCCAGUUAGUGAUUUUGUUGGUUUAUUGCUAUUCUUAACCAAUAAUAUUUUGGUGGUGUAUUUUCAUUAACAAUAGGACACACUUAAUUAUCAUUUUGUAAUUUUAAUAAUUUUGUGAUUUAUACUAUUUUCUCCAAUUUAAUUAAAAUAUUAUUAGUCCAUUA
This is a messenger RNA of Mercurialis annua (annual mercury), 1807 nucleotides long. Its product is annotated as berberine bridge enzyme-like 21. Gene Ontology annotation, molecular function: oxidoreductase activity; FAD binding. NCBI's taxonomy places the organism in Eukaryota, Viridiplantae, Streptophyta, Magnoliopsida, Malpighiales, Euphorbiaceae. The transcript has a single exon. The coding region runs from base 54 to 1652 and encodes 532 amino acids. The record is from RefSeq and is a predicted model, not a curated record.